Messenger RNA from Aspergillus tanneri, 2247 nucleotides. RefSeq names its product GFA family protein. The record is from RefSeq and is a predicted model, not a curated record. Gene Ontology annotation, molecular function: carbon-sulfur lyase activity. The coding region runs from base 1 to 2247 and encodes 748 amino acids. The transcript is spliced from 4 exons. NCBI's taxonomy places the organism in Eukaryota, Fungi, Ascomycota, Eurotiomycetes, Eurotiales, Aspergillaceae.
AUGGACAAUUUUCUUCUCUGGCCUCGUCAGGCAGGGGCCCAAACAACCGCACCGUCUCCUACACUGUCCACCCCUACUCCAGCCAAUCAAGCAGGAGCGUUUAGUACACCAGAUAGGGCAAGCCCCAGCACUUGGUCUUCAGCUACAUCGCCCAACAGCUCAUUUUCCUCUUCAAGCUCUACAGUUUCAACGAGUACGACAUCUGCGGCCUCCACAAGUGAGACACUGAGUACGGCGUCUACUGCCAGUAGCAGUACCAGCGACAGCACCCAAACAAGCGAUCGCAGUCGAGGAGUCAGUAAUGGAACUCUUGCAGGUGCCAUCAUAGGAUCAAUUGCCGGAACCGCUAUUGUAGCCCUGUUGGUUGCCAUUCUUUACAUCCGCUUCCGCAGGAACAAAGAAGCGAGGACUACCCAAGGUGCCAGUUCGACUACACGCGAUACGCCAAAACCACUGGGAGAAAUUCAGACACAAUCCAGACUUCCACCGGUCGGAACCCAAGAGAAAGAACCCUCAGGCACUUCAUCAGCUCCCUGGUCCCUGCUACUUAACUUGUCCUCGUACGUCCCAGAUCCAGCGGAUGACCACGCUGUCUGCACCCGAAUACAAACCCUUUUCGACCAGGCCGGUCUACACGUGGACAAUUAUUACACUCCAGCGUCUCCAAUGGUCCGACCGACGCAGGAUGCUGUCGCUCGCGUUAAUCACUACGGCUCCCCUUUCCUACCCUCGUCCGUGGCUACUAUGCUUUCGAAGCCCCGAGCUCAGAGACCCGUUCUUACUCAUGUUUUGGUUCGGACCUUGUUGAAUGCGAUUCAGCCAGGAAUGGGAACCGAAUCCCUACUUCCCCAACCCUAUGCGUCAAGCCCACCGCAUCAGGGGAAUGCAGUCUUUGGCUCCGACAAGGAUCGGGCCAUAUUCGCCUGGCGCAUGUUGACAGCCUACCUAUAUAAACAAGACCAUUCCGCGGAGGGGGGAAGUACCAGAAAUAUUGAAGAAACAGCCCUGGCACAUCUGACGGAGAGCUUCGUUCAUGCCUUUGCACCAUACAGUGACGCUCAUUUCUCUGAGACCGACCGCCUCAUCCAUUUUUCAAGCGUCGCCAAAGCAGCAGCAGACCUUGGUGUUUGGCUAUUUGCCAACCCAUGUUUCUUUGACUUUCGCUGGAGUACCAGUACGACUGACCGACUGACUGUGCUGCCGGCCGUAGUAAAAAUUACCGAUGAACAGGGGCAACGAUUGAUAGUACCUCAGGUACUAGUGGAGGAGACUAAAUUCUCGUCCUACAACAUGGAAUCGAACUUAAUCGUAUCCCGAGACGACCAUGCACCAAUCGUCCCCAGAUCGCGAACGUCCCAACCAACGCUAAAACUGGGCUUGCGGUCCCUACGUCGCAACGACUUCCAGUUAACAAUGAUCAAGGAACAAUCAAGCGAACUCCUCAAAACCACCGACCACGUUCUUACUCAAUUACGCGAAGUCGAGCGUCUCCGGCAACUCAAAGCGAAUGCCCUAGAUAAUCAGGAGCGCGCAUGGAUGGACUCAACUAUCCACGACGUCACGGACGCCGCACGGGAUGUAGCGAUUCUCGUCGAACCAGCACGCGCCGAGCAGGAGGCCCGAAAUGGGAAACUGAGUCUGGGGAGACAGCUGCGCUGGAUUUAUCGUGAUAGUCAAAGGGCACAGGACAAGAGACUCCGAUUAUUGGCUUGUUAUCAGAGUUUGGUAAUUGUCUUGGAUCGACUUCAGCGCUUGGAUUUUCCUGCUACGCAUGAGCUUGAAGCGGCUAUACCGGAGAAGGCUGGGUGCAGCAGCCCGGAAUUACAGACGCCUUCAGCCUUGGACGCGUCCUUUUCAGAGGAUACAAUGAAAGAGAAACAGGUUCUGGAGCCUCCUAGUUACGAAAUGUACGAUAUGUUGACCUGGCGUCGGUCAAAAGGGGCUACCGCCAGUAUCGAGUGCAAUCCAUCUCCGCGACUCCAAAUAACCCAAGGCCGGGAAUCCAUCAAAACCUACAACGACAAAGCUACUCUUACAGGUCAAAUCCUGAAACGCUCGUUCUGCGACACGUGUGGAUCGAACCUUUUCAUCCAAAAUGAUAAUUUGGAGAAGGCUCAACUUAUAUCCGCGACCAGCGGAACCAUUGAUAAUCGGGCGAAUCUGCAUCCCACUGUGGAAGUAUGGGGCCAGGGUCGACGGACUUGGCUCUGUCCUAUUGAGGGGACUGAGAAGAAGAACACGCAGUGA